Anarrhichthys ocellatus (wolf-eel) is the source of this 11044-nucleotide messenger RNA. RefSeq names its product transcription factor HIVEP2-like. Gene Ontology annotation, biological process: regulation of transcription by RNA polymerase II. The transcript has 14 exons. NCBI's taxonomy places the organism in Eukaryota, Metazoa, Chordata, Actinopteri, Perciformes, Anarhichadidae. The coding region runs from base 1228 to 8592 and encodes 2454 amino acids. Gene Ontology annotation, molecular function: RNA polymerase II cis-regulatory region sequence-specific DNA binding; DNA-binding transcription factor activity, RNA polymerase II-specific. The record is from RefSeq and is a predicted model, not a curated record. Gene Ontology annotation, cellular component: nucleus.
GUGUGUGUGUGUGUGUGUGUGUGUGUGUGUGUGUGUGUGUGCGCACGUGCGCACGCUCUGCAGCUUUCUGCAGUCAGGUGUUGGUGUGGUUGAGAAACGUUAAACAACGGAAACACACACAUAUAUACUGCGUCUACUGCAGUGUUUGCAAUGCAGUUGCAAUGCCUGCGUCUCUACAUGUGUGUGUGUCUCUUUUCAUUUCUCUGUGCGCAUGUGUGUGUGUGUUCUCUUGUUUGCUUUUUUGAACGAUUACACACCAAGUUAGAUCAAACUAUGACACCGAGAGAGGAAGGAAAGGUGCUAGCGCUGAUGGCUGCUCUUCGACUUGGCCUUUUCUGGACGCCUACACACAUUAUGACACUCCGACGUCACUUCCACAGCGCUAUUUAUAAGCCUUUGUGUCUUUUUAGGAACAGCGUGGGCUUGCAUUGCAUCAGUGACUCACUGAGUGGAAGGAGGAGGGAGGGAGGGAGGGAGGGAGGGAGGAAGGGGUGGAAAAGGCAAAAAGCACAGAUGGAUUCCAGUGUGAAGAAACUAACUGAACAAUCAAUGACAUUUACAUUCGCACGUCAGGCAUGUACUUGACAACUUAAUGAGUCCUUUCUGUACAACAAGUAUAUUGUGUAUAGUUGCGCUUAGCAGCCAAAAUGUUACAUCUUAUUGUACACAAAACUAACUUAUGGUAAGAGGGAGAUGUCAGGCUGUAGGUUUACUUGUCAUCCGUACCAUCAUUGAGUUUAUGGAUUUUAUAAAUGGAUAAUAUUUGAUAACAAAACUAAUUGGUUUUUCUCUCUUUUGUUUUGGUGCAGGUCUUUGCGUGAGAAAACUGGAUGACUCUUGAAGCUAAAGAAAGAGGAUCUACAAGCACUUUCCCCGAAAGAAAAAUCACUCAAGGAUUCUUCUGUCUUUAGAUGAAUUGGACAGAAAAACAACGCACAGCAACAUUAGUGUUUACAAAAUGGCAAAAGGAGAGAAACAUUUCUGAUGUUAUCCACUAAAGCUCCUCUUUUAUUUCCACUUCCUGAUUCCUGUUUCCAGCCUGGCUUUACAAUCAGUCUAUUUCAGCAAUGGACGGAUACUUCCUGUUUCUGUGAACUUCUCGGCAGCCUUCAAAGGUUCAGCUAUCAUGCCUGGUAGUUUUGGGACCUUGUAACCCUCCAGAACCCACCUUCCCAACUCCCCCACCACCCCUCUCCCUCUUCUAAUCCACGGAAGAGUGUCACGAAAAUGGAGGCUCGUGAAUCAGCUGGCGCCGGCCAGAGAUGCUCAAACAAGGAAACAGUGAAGGAGAAGGCGUCUCUGCAAAGAAAGUGGGCGUCCGAGUCCUCUGCUACCACCAAACGAAGCACUUUUGCUGACCCAGAGGCAAGACAACGUGAGAGUUUGCCUUGUGGUGCCACGGGGGGAUCAGCACCCCAGCAGAAGUACGCAAUUACAGGGAAUUCUGGGAAGCUGCUAUCUGGACCUUCUGCAGUUGGGGCCAUGGGAGGCCCGCCAUCUCAAGACCCGCAAGGGCACUUUGCUCAGGGGUUCCCAAGGGGAUACUCCUACCAGCUCGGCCAGCCGUACCCUCAGCACCCCCAAACUGAGCGCUUCCUCUCAGGAGCCAAACCCCAGCCGGGUCUAGAGCCUCAUGCCUGGCCAUUUGCAGGCCAGUUGCCCUCGGAUGACCUGUACCCGGUAGGACACCCAGGACACGCUCAUCCUCAUGGGGCUGGGGCAGGGAGGUUUCCCCGCCAGAAAUCUCCCAGUUUACCCAGCUCCUUCGGUCAGUAUUCUCAGUCAGGCCCUGAGCCUGGAGAGGAGGGCUACAGCAAAAAAGAGCAGAAGCCGAAGAAGCCCGGUAAGUACAUCUGUCACUACUGUGGUCGAGCUUGCGCCAAGCCCAGCGUUUUGAAGAAGCACAUCCGCUCACAUACUGGAGAGAGGCCAUAUCCUUGCGUACCCUGCGGCUUUUCCUUCAAAACCAAGAGCAACCUUUACAAGCAUCGCAAGUCCCAUGCUCAUGCCAUCAAGGCUGGACUCGUACCUUUUUCAGAGCUAGCCGUGGCCCGCAGUGGGGACAUGGACCAGGCCUCCCCAGUGGGCGAGGCCGAGGUCCACUCAGAUGGAGAGCAGAGUACCGAUACAGAUGAGGAAGGUCUGGAGGGCUCCACCAUGCUGACGGACAAAAUCAGCCCCAUACCGCAGAUCCCCUUUGAAGCUGACAAGAAUACAGGUGGUGUGGAACCAGCAUAUGCAGACUCAGCUGAAGAGCUCCUGGUGGGGUCUAUCAAAGUGCCUAUCCUUAUUGUCCCCAAGCUUGGGGGAGUCCCCUCCACAGGGAUGGAGUGCCCACCCUUUCAGGACAUAAAGGGGUCACACCACAUGUUGGCAUCACACGCUGGAAGAGCGCAUUCACUGGAUGACUCCCCUACCAUCAAACAACGUUUGGCCCUGAGGCUGAAUGAGAAAAAGGGUCAGGACUCUGAAUCUGCCAUGUCCCAGUCCUUGAACCUCCUCAGUCCUCACAGCAAAGGCAGCACAGACUCUGGCUACUUUUCACGCUCUGAGAGUGCAGAGCAGCAGAUCAGCCCACCAAAUACUAAUGUCAAGACGUACGAAGAGAUUAUGUUUGGUCGGACUUGGUACUACCGACCCAACUCCAGAUCAAGACAGUCUAUCACAGUGGGCAUGGCAGGUGCAGACCCCAGCUUAGCUAGCUUAAAGCAACCAGGUGCUAUUCUGGACAUGGGGAAGAUAGCGGAGGAUCAUAUCUGUUUCAGAGGUGAUGUAGGAGUCUCUGGAGAUCCCAAGCAGUAUCCAACAGGACCCUGUCAAAGCAAUACAGGGCUUCUGGAGCCACCAUCAGAUUCUGGGACAUAUGCUAGGAGUAACUCCAUGCCAAACUCCUCCCCACCUAACCUUAGUGUCCCCCCUGCGAUUCGAGGCAGUCACUCCUUCGAUGAGAUGAUGACGUCGGAUGAUGUGUUUUACCCACCAGGGCGUAGACUCAGAAGACAGGCUGCGUUUGAACAUUCAGCCAAUGAAGCUCAUGUAGGAGAGGCCGAGGGCUAUGGACACAUGCCCAAGAAUUUAGCUUCAUCUCUGGGUAUGAAGAUUGGUGAGCGCAACCCAGGAGUCCCAGAGCACAUCGCCUACAGCCCAUAUGGUACUAAAGUUAGCAUGUCAGAAAUAGCCACAAGAAAAAGGAGGAAAGAGAAGAGUGUUGGGGAUGAGGAGGAUAGCCCUGGGCAUUGUGACAGUAGCUGUAGUGGUUCAGUUGAGAUGAUAGGAGACUAUGAGUUUAAACAAGGUAGUCUUGAUGGGUCAAGAGCCACCCCAACAGGAAAAGGCUCCCUUCAGAGUGCUCACAGCCAGUCUGACAGCUUUGAUACCUGUGCCAGCAUGUGCUCUGAGGACAUUGCAUUAUUUCAUGACUCUGAGUGCAGGAAGGCAUCUGGGAAUGUCAUAUCAGUCAUCCAGCACACCAACUCACUCAGCCGGCCAAAUUCCUUUGAGAAGUCAGAGUCUUUUGAGCAGCCAGGAUAUCAGCCUUCAGAUAAAGCUCUAUCUAGCCAGUACUCUGAACAGUCCGACACAGAUAUCUUUGAAGAUGCUCUGAGUCCUGAAUCUGCCCUACUGAGGACAGAGAGCAUGGAGCAGCAGCUGCAAAGCGACAGUGACCUGGCCUCCCUCUCAUCUUCGUCAGCUGCAGCGUCACCUGGCCAGCCUUAUCACAUCCCACACAAGCUAGUGCGACAACCCAACAUCCAAGUUCCUGAGAUCAGGGUGACGGAGGAGCCAGACAAGCCUGAAAAAGAUACAGAAGCUCCAAUAACCAAGGAGCCGGAGAAGCAGCCGCAACAUGUGGAGGAGUUCCAGCUGCCACAAAGGAGUGACACACUCGCCCAGAUGCCAUCGGAAAAGCUCCCACCCAAGAAGAAGAGGCUGCGCCUGGCGGAUAUGGAGCAUUCAUCAGGGGAAUCGAGCUUUGAGUCCACCUGCACCAGCCUGUCUCGAAGCCCCAGUCAGGAGAGCAACCUGUCCCACUCCUCAUCCUUCUCCAUGUCCUUUGACAGAGAUGAAGGCCUCAAGUCCGUCUCGCCCACCAAACAGGAUGACUCGUUGGCAUCUGGUGGUGGCCCUAAGCAGUCGGAGUUCCUGACGGUACCCGGCAGUGGUCAUUCCAGCCACCAGCAGAGGGAGAUGAGGAGGUCUUCAUCGGAGCAGGCACCAUGCACGCUGCCGACAGAGUUGCCUGAAAUGCGCAGCAAAUCAUUUGACUAUGGAAGCUUGUCCUCCUCCAGACAGGGAGAGAUAUACUCCAGUGCCUCUGCAAUGAAGGAUCGCCGGCGUGGAUAUCUUGUCCGACAGGCUUCACUGAGUGUGUAUCCAGAGGCAGUCAUCCAGGAACCAGGGAGUGCUGAGAUGUCAAUCAAACAGGAGGUUGUUGAACAUGGGGCAUGGCCUGGCCCAACAGGAUCCCCCCACAGCAGCAGCGAUGUAACCAGUAGAACCAAGAGAGUUGGCAGUAGCACUGGUGGGUAUCACCACCAGCACCAUCAGCAUCACAUCCAGCAGAGUAUCAGUGAGGACAGCUUGCAGGACGAACCUCUUUUUGUCAGGUCCCAUCAGCAUCGCUUGCAGACCCAGGGCUCUUCAUCUGAGGGAGAAUAUCAAGGCCAUGAGGUCAUGAAUAAGGAAGUAAUCCAGCAGUACCCGAGUGGUCCACCCUACCUUACCUACCAGCAACCCAGUCUGUUCUGGAGUCAGGAGGCCGGUCAGACACCCAGACAGCAGCUGACCCUUCAGGCCCAGCAGCAACUCCAAAAACUCCACAUCAGAUCACCAGGCUCCCUGUCUGGACACCCACUCCACAAACAACAACCACUUCACUCCCUGCAGCAAAUUCAUGAUCAGCAGCCACACAAUGGAAAAUCUGAAAAGCCAAGCUCUCAAAUAUACCCUGCCUCGUUCUCAUCUCGCAACUCUCCCCUGUCCCAGCAACAACAGCAAAACUUUUCUUCUCUUUCCUCCACUGCCUCCAUGCUUCUGCAGCAGGUCCAACCAGUCUUUGCCACCCAGAACCUGGGCUCCCAGUCUUCGCUGCCUGGUAUGCUGGUUCCUGUGCGGAUCCAAACCCAAGUGCCAUCAUAUGGUAGUGUUAUGUACACCAGUGUUAGCCAGAUGUCAGCCAGGCCAGGCGGUGCUGACAACAGCAACAUGUCUCCUCCGGUUGUUGCUGUGAGUGUGAGCAAACCACCUGGAGGAAUUGGAGGAGGCAUAAGUGGGGCAGGUUUCAACCUAUCACACUUCCUCGGACACACCGAUGGUGCAGCGCUGCACUACCCACUCUGGAAUGCUCCAGAUUCACUACCAGAGCAACGCCUGAACACAGGGAUCCCAUUGUCACUAACAUCAGGCACCAUAUCCACCACAGACGCCUCAGGAUCUGGCGUCGGAGGCAGCAAGCGCAUGCUUUCCCCCGCCAGCUCUCUGGAGCUCUUCAUCGAGACUAAGCAGCAGAAGAGAGUGAAGGAGGAGAGGAUGUAUGGACAGAUUGUUAAGGAGAUGAGUGCAGUGGAGCUGAGUGGAACCGAAAGCGGUAACAAGCCUGAGAAGAGGCAGGGCAGAGGUCAGCGAGCGCGUCUGAAGAGCGAGGGCUCCAUGGAUGACUCUGAAAGGAUGUCCUCUUCUCCGCCACUAAGUGACUUCCCUGUUGCCACCAAGAUUGCCAUUCCUGUCCGUUCCUCUGCCCCCCACCUUACUGAUGUUCCUCGGGCCGAGAGCUUCACUCCUCCUCUCCAGAUCGUCACAGACCGCUCCCCAGUUUCAGGUGGUCGGGACUCCCCAGAGGAGCUUGAUGUGGACGACUCAGUCCCGGAGCCCAGCUCCAGCCCCCAGUCAAUGGUUGCCUCCGACGAUGCAGAGGACACUGACAACCCAAAUCAGCCUGCUCCCAGUAAAAUCCCUGUCAGCAUACUGGUUCAGCGAGCAGCCAACCAAAGCGCAGUAUUACCUGGAGCAGCGGGUCAACCUCUGCUACUCACGGAUGUAGCUGACGUUCAGCAGUACCUCCAGUUCCCAAGCCUGCGCAAUAUGAGCAGGGUCAGCUGGUGUUUCCUGAACUACACAAAACCCAACAGUACCCAAACUGCCUUGCAUAGCUCCGUCUACAGCUCGUGGUGUGUAAGCUCAUACAACCCCAAUCCUCUGAACCUCAGCACCAAGGCUGCGCUGGCCCUGCUGAGGUCCAAACAGAGGAGAAACACCGAUUCUAUGUACUCAACUGCAGCCAUGUCGCCACCCAGCUCUGGAAAGUUGGUGUCAUCUGUGGCCUGGAAGCUGAGGUUUGAUCAGUUGAAACCAGAGCUGAUGCCAGUUGAUGCCAGUAAUUUCGGGAGGAAGAUGAAGGGAGUGGUGUCGUGGGACCGUUCAAAGGAGGAGCAGGUGGAAAAAGAGGUCUCGGUCAAACAGCCCGCCACCGAACCGACCCGCAUUAAGAUCUUCGAAGGCGGGUAUAAAUCCAACGAGGACUAUGUUUACGUUCGUGGUCGCGGUCGGGGGAAAUACAUCUGCGAGGAGUGCGGCAUCCGCUGUAAGAAACCCAGCAUGCUGAAGAAACACAUCCGAACGCACACCGACGUCCGGCCGUACGUCUGCAAGUUCUGCAACUUCGCCUUCAAAACGAAAGGAAACCUGACGAAGCACAUGAAGUCUAAGGCUCAUAUGAAAAAGUGUCUGGAGUUGGGAGUCUCCAUGUCUUCUGUUGAGGACACUGAGGCGGACGAAGGAGAUGUCGGAGAGGAAGGCCAGAGGACAGAGAAGAUGUCCAGAGGCUCCAUGGCGGACCACCAGUUCUCAGACGCCGACGACUCAGAUGGCGGAGAGGACGACGGCGACGAGGUGGACGACGACGAUGAUGAAGAAGACGACUAUGACGGCGACUCCACCCCGAAGACCCGUUCGCGCUCCACCAGCCCGCAGCCCUACAGCCUGCCCUCCAUGUCCAUCACAGCCAUGGCCUCCUCCUACCCGGCUCCUCACCUUUCUCAUCACUCGGCGUCCGACCUCCUGGGCAACACCAACAAGCCUCCGCUGUUCGGCUACUUCACCACGGUACCGAGCAUCCAGAUCACUCCGCAGGCGCUGCCCAGCGACCACGGCCAGACGGCGUACCACCGAGGCCUGCAGAGGGCGCUGGGCAGCAGGCUGCUAGCUCCACCCUCCUCCUCCUCCAUGGACGAUGACCUCCCCGUCCCAUCCCCGGACCUCUCCUCCCCGUCCUCCCGCCUGUCUUCACCCGGGCUGGACCACUCCGGCUGCCCGUCCCCGAUCUCCCCUUCCUCCUCACCUUCAGCACGCCGAUACCUCUCCCCGCGUCGCGACCUCUCACCCCGCGCCAGACACCUCUCACCCCGACGGGAUCUCUCUCCUCUUCGUCACAUCUCACCGAAGAGGGACCUGGGGGUGGGAGGGGGAUACAGGCGAGACCUCUCCCCCAGGAGGGGACACCUCUCGCUGCUCUCCCCUCUCUCUCGGCCCACGUCUCCGGCGGGAAGAGACUACAAGCGUGACCUUUCACCACGAGGCCGCCACAGGGCGAUGAUCCGGCCUGUUUCACCUCGCCGAGGCCUCCACCAACACCUCCACCACCAAAGCCAGCAGAGUGGAUCGCGGGGCCUCAGGACGGGUCACCAGGGUGGCGUGCUGGGUCAGGCGGAGCUGGGACGACGCCGAACCAGCUCGGAGAUGGAAACGGAACAUUGUCUGGUCUCAUCGUCAGCAGGGGAACGGGACCAGUCCAGCCCACCUCACCAAGUCCUGUUCAGCCACCUCCCUCUUCACUCCCAACUCCAGGUGCGUUCGCCGUUCCCAAUGAUCCCCAUCGGAGGGAUCCAGAUGGUACACUCCCUCCCCACCUCCGUCACCUCCCCUCUGGGCCAGCAGGCGGCGCAGCAGAGCGUGUCCCGCCUGCUGCUGCAGAAGAGCACAUCGGAGGACUCCACCACCAGCGAGGCCGCCUCCCCUCAUUUCACCUCCUUCCCUGAAAGGGGAGCUCGAGGAGGAGGAGGAGGAGGCGAGAGGCUGAGGGAGUCGACUUCCCCUCACCCCUCAUCGCAGGAGAGGGAAGGAGGAGGAGGAGGAGGAGGAGUGAGGCGGGAGCAGGAGGAGAGCAUCCAGACCUGCACCAAGGCCAUCGCCUCGCUCUGCAUCGAGUCGGAGGAGCUCGCUGAGCGAGGAGGAGGAAGAACUUUUUCCUCUCCCUCUGCGUCGUCCCACGACUCCCAACAUCCGCAUCGCUCGCCAUCCAUCUCCAUGUCGCCGCCAUCUCCUCACCCUUCGCUCUCUCCCCCACAAGGUCCCGGGAUUCAGCACUUUAGCGGCCUGGAGGUCAGGCCUCACCACCCGUCAAUCCCCGCCUCCCCUCACCCCUCCUCCCCCUCUCCCUCCUGCUCCUCAUCCUCCUCCUCAUCCUCCUCCUCCUCCUCUCCUCACCCUCACAGCCCCGCACCGGAAACCCUCCAUCCUCCAACAGCGUCCAGACUUCUCAAGCCGGAGAGAGACGGGGGAGCAGAAAGCACAAAGAGAAGCAGAGACGUGUCGUAGGGCUGCAGGCGGAGAACACGAGCAGGAGGAACGAUGGAUUUCAUUUCUGUUUUUGGAUAAUAGGAAGGGAUGAAGAGCAACAGGGAGAGGAAAAACAUGACUUUUGCACACACAUAUUCUACUUCAGUUUAUACAUACAAACACUCUCUCUCUCUCAACAUGAACACAAAUACAUGCAUACAAAGACAAACAGCUAUGGUCAAAAUACAAAACGGACUAAAACACAAAUGGACUUGUGCAGUUGUAAUGUUUGUGUGCAGCAUGGCUGCUCUAACCGGGGCCUGCUCUCUUAUUUAAGGACUCUGAGAGAGGAUCUGCAUUUGGUCACACAUGUACGGUGACUCCCACCAACACGAGCCCGACCAAAAUCUGCUCGAAUAAAUUAAAGGACUGUGGUUUAAGCGGUACGUUAAAGAGAAAAGUUUAAAAAAGAAGAAAUCUGACAGCUACGUGUGUGCCUUUUCUUUCAUCUGUUUUUGUUUGUUUGUCUUUUGCUUAUAUUCUUAUAAGCAAACAAAGCAGGAAGGUAAAUGUAAAUACAAUACUAUCACGUAUCAGCUUUGUAAUAAAUGCAAUCCCUCCCCCUCUCCUCCCCCCUUUACUCCCCCCUCUCCUCCCCCUCCCUCCUCCCCCCCUCUCCUCCCCCUCCUCCUGUGUUUCUUUUCUUUUUGGACACCUUAAAGUCUCGACAAGCGAUGUGAAGUUAUGGAUAUUACUAUUACGUACGGUUGCACUAAAACAUAUUUUUAUAUGAGUGAAAUUUUAAAAAUGGCUUUUUUUGUGUACAGCAGCAGUUCUAUAAUACUAUUUAUUAUUGUUACCAUGUUUCAUAAAUUGUACAUUUUUUCUUAAAUGUCGUGGAAGCCUUUUUCUACGUAGAGCACACGGGGGUUUUGCUACGGCUUACGUUAGGGCGAGGAUAUGUACACUGUAAUAUGGCUUUAUAUGUUAGACCUAUUUAUAUACGUCUGAGUGAGCCCCCUCUACUUGGAGCUAUAUACACAUAGAAGUAAGAUUUAGCAGAAUAUUUACCCAGCAUAUGAAUACAGUAUAUAGAAUCUAUCAACCUGUCUCUCUAUCUAUCUGUCUAUCUAUCUAUCUGCACUUAACAUUUAGAAUGACAUUCACAUUAAGGUUAUGGUAGUUUGCUUGUACAUUUUCUCUGCUGCUCUUUGCCUCCUUGUCCCUGGUUGUGAUUUGAUCUUGUUUUUUAUUCACUUUUCGUGGUAUUAUUUCCCCUUUUUGUUUUUUUUGUACGAUACACAGACUUGCUCUCAGCAUUAAGUGAAUGAACAUGCCUUCUGCAUUGCGCCGUGGCAUUCUGCUCAAUUGUUGUUGUGUUUUUUUUAACCCACACACUGCCCCCUCCACACACACACACACGAAUAUCGAUGUGAUGCAGAUUUCAAAGUAGCCCCACUUUCUGAAGAACAACUUGAAUCCUGUUUUAAUCGCCGGAUACCUGAACGGGGAAAACAUUCCAGUCCAUGUAAAUAUUCAGACCCCCCCCCCGAACACACAUUUUAUUUUGGCAUUGAUGCACAUUGUGGCAAUCAAGCCACCGACACGCUUAUUUAAUGGCUUUAUUUUUUAGGGACGCGUAUACAAACAGACACCAAACUCUCUGACAAAUGCACCUUAUAUUUAGAACCUCUGCUAUGAAAGGUCCCGGCACUCUGAUCCGCUGUUCUUCUUUUUGCAGCAAACUUUGAUUGAGAUGGACGUGUUUAGAAGGAGAACUGUUCUGCACUCUGAACCCCAAAACUGUCAAAAAAAAAAAUGAAUCCUAAUAAUACAUUUUACUGGUUGUGACAUUGAGGCUUUUUCUGCACUGCUUUUUAUUUUUUUUAUUGUAUUUGACCCUUCUGCGACCCCUCCUCCUCUCCUGGACAUCCCUUUUUGUAGCUAAGCAAUAUUUAGCCAAAACUCUGCUCACCAGCGGGGAGUGUGUAUUUGUUGCAAGGCAACAACAAGCGUUCUUAAAAAUCCUAAAAUCAGGACGAGGAGGGACGGCUGGAGGACUUUUGUGACAGUUUUGGGCGGAGUCGGGCCGGCUGCAAUGUGAGUGUGUAUCUCUGUAUUCUGUAUCGGUGUGUAUUCAGACCAGUAUAUCCUCUUCUUACGACUUUUUUCUAUUUUGGAUCCUCCCUCUGUUAUGUACACUUAUCAUGACGACAAUGAUGUCUUUAAAAAAAGUCUCUCUCUCUCUCUCUCUCUCUCUCUCUCUCUCUCUCAAAGAUAUCAAAGCACAAGUCAUUGUAUAGAAAUGACAACGAUACAAAAAGAAAAAGGACAAAAAAAAAGGUAAACGUGCAUAUAAAAGGGUAACUUUUGUGAUGAUGUUCUGUGGAAUUAAUACAUAUAUCAUGUAUGACCCCAGUUGCAACAAGGAAUCGCAGUAGAAGUGGAAAAAAUGGAUUGUUGUUUUCAAAUAAAUAUGAAUAGAAUAAUG